AUGAUACCGUGGCACGACCUGUACACGGUGCUGUGCGCGGUGGUGCCGCUGUACGUGGCGAUGAUCCUGGCGUACGGCUCGGUGCGGUGGUGGGGCGUCCUCACGCCGGACCAGUGCUCCGGCAUCAACCGCUUCGUCGCCGUCUUCGCCGUGCCGCUCCUCUCCUUCCACGUCAUCUCCACCAGCGACCCCUACGGCAUGAACCUCCUCUUCAUCGCCGCCGACACGCUGCAAAAGGUCCUCGUCCUCGCCGCCCUCGCCGUCUGGUCGCGUCUCCCCACACGCGGCGGCGCGGCCGGCAGAAGCUGGACGCCGCUCGACUGGUCCAUCACGUUCUUCUCCCUCUCCACGCUGCCCAACACGCUCAUCAUGGGGAUACCGCUCCUCGUCGCCAUGUACGGCCGCUACUCCGGCGACCUCUUGGUCCAGGUCGUCGUGCUCCAGUGCAUCGUGUGGUACACGCUCCUGCUCGUCCUCUUCGAGUUCCGCGCUGCGCGGGUGCUCAUCGCGGGGCAGUGCCCGGACACCGCGGCUUCCAUCGCCACCGUGCACGUGGAUCCGGACGUAGUGUCGCUCCAGGGCAGCCAGGCGGAGGCGCAGGCCGAAGUGGCGCCGGACGGCAGGAUGCGCCUGGUCGUGCGCCGGUCGACGUCGCUGCCACGACGGUCCUUGGUGGCCGCCGCGACGCCGCGGCCGUCCAACCUGACGGGCGUGGAGAUCUACUCGGUGAGCUCGUCGCGGAACGCCACCCCGAGGGCCUCCAGCUUCAUGCACGCCGAUCACCUCUCUGCCACCGGCGUCGUGCUGCCGCACAGCGCGGCGAAGCGCGUGUCGAGCUUCGGCGCGGCGGACCUCUUCUCGCUGCACUCGCACUCGUCGAGGCAGCCAACGCCGCGGCAGUCCAGCUUCGACGAACAUGCGGUGCGGGCCAGAUCAGCCGCCGCGGUGGCGCCCACCAAUGACCCCAAGGACGUGCACAUGUUGGAGUGGAGCUCCGGUGGUUCCGCGACGUCGGAGUUGAGCGGCUUGCCGGUGUUCCGCAGCGGCGACCUCCACCGCGCCAAGGAUGCCCGCCGGCUAGUCCCCAGCGACGCUCCUUCCGUUGGCUCGUCGAGAGCGAUGCGGCCGGGCGAGCGCGUCGCGAGCUUCAAGGCGGAGGCCGGACAGGACACGCUGGUGAAGUUGGAGUCCGGUUCGACGAUGGCAGAGCAGAAGCAGACGGUGAAGGAUGCCGGUGGAGAGAGCGGCGGCGGAGGCCCGGGCGCGGGGGAAGCGGGAGGGCAACAGACGGCACCAGCCGGUGUGAUGAUGCGGCUCAUCCUCACUAUGGUGUGGCGCCGGCUGAUCCGCAACCCCAACACGUACGCCAGCCUCGUCGGUCUCACUUGGUCGCUCAUCGCCUUCCGAUUCCACAUUUCAAUGCCAACCAUAGUGAAGAAUUCCAUCACCAUACUCUCCGAUGCAGGCCUAGGGAUGGCCAUGUUUAGCUUAGGGCUGUUCAUGGCCAUGCAACCGAAGAUCAUCGCCUGCGGCAACUCCGUCGCGGCGGUCAGCAUGGCGAUCCGCUUCCUCUUCGGUCCCGCGGUCAUGGCCGCCGCGUCCGUCGCCAUCGGCCUUCGAGGCACGCUCCUGCGUAUCGCCAUUGUUCAGGCUGCUCUGCCACAAGGAAUUGUGCCUUUUGUGUUCGCCAAGGAAUACAACCUGCACGCCGCCAUUCUUUGCACCGGGGUCAUCUUUGGCAUGCUAAUCGCUCUCCCUAUCACCUUGGUCUACUACAUCAUUCUUGGACUACUAUGA
This is a messenger RNA of Phragmites australis (common reed), 1797 nucleotides long. RefSeq names its product probable auxin efflux carrier component 3b. Bases 1 to 1797 code for a protein of 598 amino acids. The record is from RefSeq and is a predicted model, not a curated record. The transcript has 6 exons. Gene Ontology annotation, biological process: auxin polar transport; auxin export across the plasma membrane. Gene Ontology annotation, cellular component: endoplasmic reticulum; plasma membrane. NCBI's taxonomy places the organism in Eukaryota, Viridiplantae, Streptophyta, Magnoliopsida, Poales, Poaceae. Gene Ontology annotation, molecular function: auxin efflux transmembrane transporter activity.